This is a messenger RNA of Closterium sp. Yama58-4, 2445 nucleotides long. The record is from the annotation of a GenBank genome assembly. NCBI's taxonomy places the organism in Eukaryota, Viridiplantae, Streptophyta, Zygnematophyceae, Desmidiales, Closteriaceae.
AUGGCUUGUGCGAAAAGGUUCUGUUGGUUCUCUACAAUUGUGCCGGCCGGCGUGGCAGUGGUGGUCAUCUCAGGCCCCAAUGCAGGCGGCAAGGCCGCCGCCCUCAAGACCCUCGGGAUUGCCGCGCUCAUGGCCAAGGCGGGGCUCUUCCUGCCCCUGGCGGGGGGGCGAGAGGGGGCGGAGGCAGAGGGGGAACGGGCUCACACUCGCCACAUCACCGCUCACUACGCUGAUCUCAAGAAACUCAAGGUAUCCAUGCUUUCGUGCGGCUGUUGCGACCUUAAGAAACUCAAGGUUGCAAAAGUGCACGUGCCAUGCGCCUGCAAUGUUCUCAUGCUGUCUCACAUGUAUGCCUGCAAUGUUCUCAUGCUGUCUCACAUGUAUGCCUGCAAUGUUCUCAUGCUGUCUCACAUGUAUGCCUGCAAUGUUCUCAUGCUGUCUCACAUGUAUGCCUGCAAUGUUCUCAUGCUGUCUCACAUGUAUGCCUGCAAUGUUCUCAUGCUGUCUCACAUGUAUGCCUGCAAUGUUCUCAUGCUGUCUCACAUGUAUGCCUGCAAUGUUCUCAUGCUGUCUCACAUGUAUGCCUGCAAUGUUCUCAUGCUGUCUCACAUGUAUGCCUGCAAUGUUCUCAUGCUGUCUCACAUGUAUGCCUGCAAUGUUCUCAUGCUGUCUCACAUGUAUGCCUGCAAUGUUCUCAUGCUGUCUCACAUGUAUGCCUGCAAUGUUCUCAUGCUGUCUCACAUGUAUGCCUGCAAUGUUCUCAUGCUGUCUCACAUGUAUGCCUGCAAUGUUCUCAUGCUGUCUCACAUGUAUGCCUGCAAUGUUCUCAUGCUGUCUCACAUGUAUGCCUGCAAUGUUCUCAUGCUGUCUCACAUGUAUGCCUGCAAUGUUCUCAUGCUGUCUCACAUGUAUGCCUGCAAUGUUCUCAUGCUGUCUCACAUGUAUGCCUGCAAUGUUCUCAUGCUGUCUCACAUGUAUGCCUGCAAUGUUCUCAUGCUGUCUCACAUGUAUGCCUGCAAUGUUCUCAUGCUGUCUCACAUGUAUGCCUGCAAUGUUCUCAUGCUGUCUCACAUGUAUGCCUGCAAUGUUCUCAUGCUGUCUCACAUGUAUGCCUGCAAUGUUCUCAUGCUGUCUCACAUGUAUGCCUGCAAUGUUCUCAUGCUGUCUCACAUGUAUGCCUGCAAUGUUCUCAUGCUGUCUCACAUGUAUGCCUGCAAUGUUCUCAUGCUGUCUCACAUGUAUGCCUGCAAUGUUCUCAUGCUGUCUCACAUGUAUGCCUGCAAUGUUCUCAUGCUGUCUCACAUGUAUGCCUGCAAUGUUCUCAUGCUGUCUCACAUGUAUGCCUGCAAUGUUCUCAUGCUGUCUCACAUGUAUGCCUGCAAUGUUCUCAUGCUGUCUCACAUGUAUGCCUGCAAUGUUCUCAUGCUGUCUCACAUGUAUGCCUGCAAUGUUCUCAUGCUGUCUCACAUGUAUGCCUGCAAUGUUCACAUGCUCUCACAUGUAUGCCUGCAAUGUUCUCAUGCUGUCUCACAUGUAUGCCUGCAAUGUUCUCAUGCUGUCUCACAUGUAUGCCUGCAAUGUUCUCAUGCUGUCUCACAUGUAUGCCUGCAAUGUUCUCAUGCUGUCUCACAUGCGGCGGAUUCCCGGUUUGAGAAUGCGAGCGUCGCAUUCGACCCGGUCUCCCUGCGCCCCUCCUUCCACAUCCCCUGGGGUCUCCCCGGCACCUCCCACGCCCUCUCCCUCGCUGCCUCCCGCGGCCUGCCCCCCUCCCUCGUCGCCAGAGCCGCCAGGCUGGCCCGUGCCACCACUCUGGGGGCUCUGGCGACGAGGGAGGGGAAAGAGGAGGGAGGAGGAGAGGGCUGGCUCGUGACGCCAGUCUGGAGGCAAGGGAGGAGGAGGGAGGAGGGGAGAGAAGCAAAGAGGGAGAGAAGGGACGUUCAGGAGGAAGUUUUGGCAGCAAGGGAGGAGAUUUCCCGCGUUGUUGCUGCUUUCCAGGAGGCUUCCCUUGCUGGUGUGCCGGAGCGGGCGGCGACGGACCAGGCCUGUGCUGACGUGGCAGCCAUGGCGGCUUUGACGGGCCUCUCUCCCGAGGCUAGCUCUGCUAUAGGUUCGGAUGCUUCGGUUGGUGGAUCGGCGGGAGGUUUGGCGGGGAUUUCGGAAGUGGAUGACUGGGUUCCUAGUCUGGGGGAGCCUGUGUACGUGAAGAGGUUCGGCACCAGCAUGCGCGGUACAGUAGUUGCAGUGGGUGGUGGUCCGGGCGAAAGCUCGGGAGAAGGUUCGGGUUCGGCAGCAGCGGCUCGGUUUGUGACAAUUCAACUGGGGAACUUGAGACUGCAACUACAGAGAGCAGACCUCCUUCCAGCAGUUGAUGGGCACUGGUGGUGGUGGGCAGAGCAGAACAGAUGGAGAGGCAGGAAGGAGAGGGGGCACAGGAGGCCUAUUUGA